UAAAAAACAAACAUCGCGAUAAUCCUAGCAACCGAUUGACUAACUAUCAGUGCCAUUCACUCAAAUUUCCACAAAAAUAUUUUCGCCUCUUCAAUUUCAUUUUCAAAUUCUCAUUGAAUUAAGAUGUCGGGCGAUUUACCAGAUAUAGUUCACGACCACCAUCACCAUCAUCAUCAUCAUAGCCAUCCACCACACGACCAUUGUCAUGAGCAUAAUGAGCCUCCCGAUUGUAUCAAGGAAGAAACGUCCCAGUCCUUACCCAUAUCCAAAAAAAUCCCGGUCAAGAAUCAAAAUCGUGUCUAUGCACUACACACAAUUCCCGAUCCUAAGUACAAGUGCGACAGUCCUGUAAAGACAGAGCUAAUGGAAUGUGACGAUAAUGGUGAAAGAUCAUCGUCGCAGAACUGUAAUGCAGUUGAUUUCAGCGAAAAAAUUCCAUUCCAUCAUCCCGGUGAACCGAUCGGUGCCUUAGGACCAUGGGCAACUGGACGAGUGGACUGGAGUCCAUUAGCUGGCUUAACUGGAACUAGGCCAGUGGUUGAUCGUUAUUCCAUAACUCGUUUCAGCACCGACGAAUGGAAAAUGCGCAAUCAAAAUUUAGUGAAUAAAGCGAACGAUUCUCUAAAUCGGUCCAUCAAAACUGAAAACGAUGGUAAGAACGUAAUGUCUCGAACGUUUUCGAUAACCGAUCAAGCUCAAGAGGAUAAUACGAAGCGACUGACCAAUCGAACGUGCGACAUAAAUGUUGGUAAAAGCACCUUGGAAAGAGCGAUUGCCGCACACGUCGAUGAAAUAACACUGUUGGAAAACGAAAGAAAUCGCCUUAAACGAUCCUUAGCAGCCGUGGGUCUGCCUGAACGAAUAGCCAAGGAAUGCCUCGAUCGAAGAUGUGGUCGAUCUGAUACGGAAUUGGUCAGAGAUGUGCCCGAAGAAGAAUUGGUGAGAGAGAUAGCUCUGAUCGGCGAAAUUCAAACUACUCUGAAAAAAACACUGAAAAAUGUGGAAGAUCAGCAAAUUGAGAAUCGAGCAGCACGGCAACGAUUAGAAUUUGAUUGGAGUGACAAAAAGGAUGCGUCCGAAAUCGAUGCUAUCAACGCCGGACUAAACAGUAAAUCGUCGACCAUACUUUUCAAGCAUGGCGCAACUAGAUUCAUGAAUGAGCAGUCAACUGAACGCUACUGGAAACAUUUUACCGAACAAAAUCUUGAAGAAUGCGAAAGCACGAGACAGAAAUCCAUUCUUUUGCGUCAAACGCUUGAUGCUAUUUUGACGAACGCGGCUAGAGAUUUACGGACUCAGGCCGAUGCUGUGGAAAAGGCUUUACAGGAUCGAGUUUCUGCCACCGACGAAAUACGUGAGAAACUGGAAACUGAUUUGAAGGACGUUCUACACCGUCUCGCUGAGACCGAAAAACUCAUCACUAAACUAACCGAUGGCAUGAAAAGCCUAGACAAUUGCAUGAAAACCGCUCAGACACGGUUGGACAACCGGAACCGGUAUCGGGCCAACGUCGAAAAUUGUCGUGACCGAUCCAAUUUUGCAUUGGUUGAAGAAGUGAAAACGGUUCAAGACGGGAUAUCCGCAAUGGCAGCAUCGAUUCAAGAGGCAGAGAACGCAAAGCGGCAUCUAAUGGACACACGUAACGAUUUGGAACGAGAAAUCAUGCUGAAGAGACGCUCUAUUAUGAUAGAUCAAGAGCGGUGCCUAUUCUUGAGAACACAUUUCCCUCCUACUACGACACUCAGUGGAAAUUGUUGAACGGAAUUGUCGCGUUUUCAUUGCAAUUUUAUGUCAUUUCGCACUCACCCGAAUAAAAUUCCUAGUCCUUGUCGACACGCAA
Molecule: messenger RNA, 1840 nt
Organism: Bradysia coprophila
Lineage: Eukaryota; Metazoa; Arthropoda; Insecta; Diptera; Sciaridae
Gene: Tektin-A
Product: Tektin A
Biological process (GO): cilium assembly; cilium movement involved in cell motility
Cellular component (GO): nucleus; microtubule cytoskeleton
Source: RefSeq, a predicted model, not a curated record